This is a messenger RNA of Haliotis rubra (blacklip abalone), 1305 nucleotides long. RefSeq lists its product as uncharacterized. The record is from RefSeq and is a predicted model, not a curated record. The transcript has a single exon. The coding region runs from base 1 to 1305 and encodes 434 amino acids. NCBI's taxonomy places the organism in Eukaryota, Metazoa, Mollusca, Gastropoda, Lepetellida, Haliotidae.
AUGACAGUAAAUAGAGUUGAGAUUAGAGCUUUAGAAGAGAAUGAGGAACUGAGAACUUUGGAUCGGCUUGUAAGACAUUCCAUGAACUUGGAUUUUCCGGAACGUCUUAUGGAUGACAAAAGGCACCCUUCAUAUGAAGACAAGAAGUUCUUGACAAAGGUUGAGGAGAGUAUAAGACUAGAAAGUGGGCAUUACACUAUUGCACUGCCAUUGAGAAGAGAAAUAACACAGCUGCCAAGUAAUCACAGCCAAGCAUUCAAAAGACUGAUGAAUUUGAAACACAAGAUGGAAAGGAAUAGUAACUUCUUGAAGGACUACAGAGACUUCAUGGACAAGAUAGUAGCUAAGGGGUAUGCUGAGAGAGUACCGGACCAUGAGUUAGAGAGAGAUGAUGGGAGAGUGUGGUUUAUUCCUCAUCACGGGGUCUAUCACCCCCACAAACCAAACAAGAUUCGCGUCGUGUUUGACUGCACAGCCAUGCACCAGGGAGUAUCAUUGAAUAGCCUAUUGUUGCAGGGACCAGAUCUGACAAACCGCCUCAUAGCAGUCUUAUUACGCUUCAGACAGGAGCCAGUAGCAGUAAUGGGAGACAUUGAAUCAAUGUUUUACCAAGUACAGGUACCCAAAGAAGACUGGGACCUUCUCAGAUUCUACUGGUGGGAGAAAGGAGACUUGAGCACUGAACCCAUAGUGUAUCGUAUGUGUGUACACCUGUUUGGAGCUGUCUCGUCACCCAGCUGUGCAACUGCUGCUUUACGUCAAACCGCCAAGGAUAAUAGAUCUACGUUUACACUACGUGUUACUGAAGUUGUCAACAAAUCCUUUUAUGUGGAUGACUGCUUGAAGUCAGUUGAGAAUGAGAACAAGGCGAUGGAACUCAUUGAUGACGUGAGUGCAUUGUGUGCUAAGGGAGGAUUCCAUGUCACCAAGUGGGUGAGCAAUAGCCCUACGGUUAUACAUAGCAUUCCUGUUAACGAGCGGGCUGGUAGUGUCAAGGCUCUGGACUUGAAGAAUGAAGAAUUACCAGAAGAAAGGGCACUGGGUGUGCUCUGGUCAGUACAAAAGGACUGUUUCAAAUUCGACAUUCAAGUGAAAGCCAAGUCACCGACAAGACGAGGUAUUCUAAGUAUUGUUAGCUCAGUCUAUGAUCCCCUGGGUUAUGCCUCGCCAUAUGUUCUCGUCGCGAAGAUUCUUCUGCAGCAAUUAUGUAAAGAAAACCUUGGGUGGGAUCAAGAGAUCUCAUACCGUGACCAGAAAACAUGGCAACAGUGGAUAGACGGAUUGAGCAAGUUGAAAAAACAUUGA